GUACUACUCGAUACUCAUCAUCCAUUUCUUUCCUUUCUUCGCUUUUGCUUGCCAAAGGGUUUCUGGUGAAGUUUGUUGUUUUAGAGAGAGAAAACUUCUAGUUCUAGAGAGAGAAAAUCAGAGAUCUGGUUGGUUGUUGAAGAAGAUGAAGAGAUGUGAGCUUUGUAAAUCUUUCGCCACGAUAUACUGCGAAUCAGACCAAGCUAGUUUGUGCUGGCGCUGUGAUGCAAAGGUUCAUUCGGCCAAUUUUCUAGUAGCUAAGCAUUCGAGGUGUCUUUUGUGUCAUUCAUGCCAGUCUCCGACGCGGUGGAGCGCAUCCGGUGAGAAACUAGCGCCUGCAACGGUGUCGAUCUGCGAUAGGUGUGUCGUUGACGAUGAUGGAACUGGUACGGAUGCUGACGAUGAUUACGACGGAGACGAAGAUGAGACGGAUUUAGACGAUAAAGAGAUUAGAGAUGUUAAUCAGAUGGUAGCUUGGUCAUCUACGCCGCCUCCAUCGGCAUCCAGUUCCUCCGGCAGCGAAGAGUACUUUAGGGUUGCGGAUAGAGGCGUUUCAAUGAAGCGACAACGUCAGAAUGUCGCAGAUCUUUCGUUCGAGGUUGACCUCAACUGUUCAUUACGGCAAAUAAAACACCAGAAACGGUCUUCUACGGUGACGCAACCGGCCAUCGGAGGUGAUGAAGCAGCACGGAUUCACUCAUUGCCGUCGAGAUCAGAAUCGAGCGUGAGUAUAAUCUCCGGCGAUAAUGAGUCUGCCACCGCCGUUGAAAAGAGUGAAGCAACGAGAGCCGUUGGAUUCGACUUAAAUUCAUCUCCGUGGUUGUAACGAUUGUGUGUCCGUUUGUAAGUAGAGUAGUAGACGAUCAAAAUCCCCAUCGGUAGAUAGCUUGAUUGCUUCAUAUUCAUCACCAUCUUUAUUCUAGUGGUUGAAAUCACAACAUCAAUGGCUUCUUUGAGAUUCA
Messenger RNA from Lactuca sativa (garden lettuce), 962 nucleotides. RefSeq lists its product as uncharacterized. The record is from RefSeq and is a predicted model, not a curated record. Gene Ontology annotation, molecular function: zinc ion binding. NCBI's taxonomy places the organism in Eukaryota, Viridiplantae, Streptophyta, Magnoliopsida, Asterales, Asteraceae.